This is a messenger RNA of Oncorhynchus mykiss (rainbow trout), 1631 nucleotides long. The record is from RefSeq and is a predicted model, not a curated record. NCBI's taxonomy places the organism in Eukaryota, Metazoa, Chordata, Actinopteri, Salmoniformes, Salmonidae.
UUCCUCCUCAGGAACAAGUAUCUCCUCCUGAACGCUCAGGAGCUGAAUGAACUCAGUGCCAUCUCUCUGAAAGCCAGCAUCCCUGAGGUGGAGGCUUUUGUCAACACGGACAGAAAUCUAAUCUGUGAUGGUAAAAAGGGCCUCCUGACACGGCUACUUUCAGUCAUGAAGAAAGAACCGACUGAAUCCUCAUUGAGGUUCUGGCAGGCGGGGGCAGUGGAGAGCUUCCUUAGAGGGGCCACCACCUACGCUGACCAGGUGUUCCUGCUCAAGAGAGGCCUGCUGGAGCACAUUCUGUUCAGCAUCAUAGACAGUGGCUGUACAUCCAGGGACGUGCUGCAGAGCUACUUUGACCUGCUGGGGGAACUCAUGAAGUUCAACAUUGACGCCUUCAAGAGGUUCAACAAAUACGUCAACACCGAGGAGAAGGAGAAUGUGAGCUGUCUGAACACCAGCCUGGUGGUGUUGAUGCUGGCCAGGAGGCGGGACAAACUGGCCUUCUGUCUCAACGCCCUGAGGGAGGAGGAGUACGCUGAGAAAUACCCCGGCUGCCUGCUCAACAACUUACACAACCUGCUGUGCUUCUAGCAGCGCCACUACCUCAACAAGGACAAGGACAGCACCUGUCUGGAGAACAGUCCCUGUAUAUCAUUUACCUACUGGAAGGAGACUGUGUCGGUUCUGUUGGACUCUGACUCGACUUCACUAUGUGCCAUAGCCCGCUACAUCGAGGCCUACAUGGAUCUGGGCAAAGACUUUCUGGAAGUUUAAUGCUUCUGGAUGGAUGGAUAGAGAAGAGAGGAGAGUCAAUGUCUCCAUUCACCUACAAACUGAACAGAUCUGAGCUCUCACUCCUCCACAUCCUUAGGUCUACAAAAUGACUGUGUGCAUAGUUUUGGGCUUGUGUGUGUGUUAGGUGUAGGAGUGGAUACUUGUGUUGUGUGUGUGUGUGUGUAUGGAGCCGUGUUGGGGUGUAUAACAUGCCGGAAUUGGAGUUUCCAUGUAGCUGUGGAGGAGAAACAGUCAGCCAAUCGGCAGCCCCAGAGGACUGAGGUUCCUUCAGCCUUUCACUAAUAGUAUGGAUAGGAUCUCUCCUACCCUCUGGUUAAAAAAACAAACCCCACACCCACUUCAUAGUGUCGCCAAAAUGUACAUGGUAAUUACAUUGGCAGAUUGUGCAUAGUAGUUACAACUGGUAUACUGUUUUGUGGCACAAUUUCAGAGAUUCACAAAUUGUCUAGUGUCAUAGUUCUACAGUAAGGAAAGGUUAUAACAAUCCAUUUGAGUUUGUAUGCCAAUGUAAUGCAUGUAAUUACAUUUUGAUGUGCAGUCACACAAACAUGAUGUGUAAGUACACUGACUGAAAGAAAUGCAUUACCAUACCAGUAUGUUAAUGUUUUAGGGACAUUGAGACCUAGAUUCAAUCAGAUCGAGUGUUAACCGGUGAUGGCUGAUGUUUCUUUGGGAGGUGUAACUGUGUUGAAGCUGUCAAAUUGGUGCUCUUGUGAUCCUUGUGUUGGGGAAUAAUCAGAAUUAGUUGGUAACAUAGGUAAGAUGUUUUAUAUUCAUCAUAUGUUUGUAAGUUACUUCUCAUCAGAAUGUUGUUUUUGUAUAAUACUGUGGCGGGGUUU